This is a messenger RNA of Mesocestoides corti, 1044 nucleotides long. NCBI's taxonomy places the organism in Eukaryota, Metazoa, Platyhelminthes, Cestoda, Cyclophyllidea, Mesocestoididae. The record is from the annotation of a GenBank genome assembly.
AUGCUCGGAAUUGCGUUAUUUGGCUUGGGACGAGCUGGAAGAAUUCACGCAAGGAAUAUCCUCGCGCAUCCACAAUGUCGUCUGCUGUACGCUAUCGAUCCAUCGCAGCAGGCUGUGUCCACUUUCAACGAGGUGAUUCCAACAGCCGCCAACAACAUCCACGUCAUUGUGUCGUGCGACGCGGCGGAUUUGGACUGCGUCUUCAACGACACCUCAGUUGAAGCAGUCUUCGUGUGCUCCACCACUGGCAGCCACUACGAGAUUGCACGACGCGCCAUUCUCUGCGGAAAGGCAGUGUUUUGCGAAAAGCCAAUAAGCGUUGAUGUGGAAGAAACUGAAGCGCUGUAUCGCAUGGCUCUUGCGAAGAACAUUCCCCUUCACUGCUCCUUCAACCGGCAAGUUUGUGAGAUGUACGAUCACUUGCAAUCCGGCAACCUGGGAUCAAUACAUGUGGUGAAGACGUGCAGUCGCGAUCACCCCUGUCCCUCCACAAAAUUCCUCCGAGAAUCAGGUGGCUUCUUUCACGACUGCGCUACUCACGACCUCGACAUGAUUUGCUGGCUUGUGGGAGCGAUGCCUCAGCGUGUCUUUGUCACAGCUACGACACAGGAUGAAUCGAUCAGGGAGUUGAACGACGUCGACACGGCUGUUAUCGUUCUCAAUUUUCCUUCACGCACGCCAAGUGAACCCGGCCCUAUUGCCAUCGUCGAUAUCUCUCGUCAUGGAUGCUACGGAUACGACCAACGAGUGGAGAUCCUGACCGAUGGUGGGAUGCUUCGUUCGGAGAACCAACAAGCCUCCGGGAUCGUGUUGAGCAUCCCCGGUGCUACCCAAUCUGCCCCAAUCAAGGACUCCUUCCCUCAGCGCUACGACGAAAGCUACGUCCAAUCACUCAACGUCUUUGUGAAGUGUGUCCUUGAAAAACGACCAGCCGAAAUCUCUGGCCACGAUGUGAUCAACAUCUCACGAUUGGCCCACGCCUGUGACGAAUCACUCAAGUCGGGCCAACCCGUGGAUUUCCAAUCGAUUAAACUGGAUUUCUGA